AUGGCUUCCCGUCUUCUUGUCUCUGGCCUCCCCCGGUCCCUCCCUCCCCUUCCUCCGGGGCCUGCCCCCACCUGCGUUCCCUGCGUCGAGGGGCGGCAGCGCGCUGCUCCUCACUCCUCCGAGUUUCCUCCGACAGAGGCUCCGCUGCAGACGCUUCACAUGGACGUGUGGGGCCCCGCCCGCGUCCGUGGGCAGGGUCACGAGCGUUACUUCCUGCUGGUGGUUGACGACUACUCGCGUUACACCACAGUCUUCCCCUUGCGCAGCAAGGGUGACGUCACUGAGGUGUUGAUCGCCUGGAUCCGCGCAGCUCGUCUCCAGCUCCGGGAGAGUUUCGGCUCUGACUUUCCUGUUCUGCGUCUGCACUCCGACAGAGGCGGAGAGUUCUCCUCUGACCUUCUGCGGGCCUUCUGUCGUGCACGAGGCAUCCGCCAGACCUUCACGCUUCCGGACUCUCCACAGCAAAAUGGGAUUGCUGAGCGCCGCAUUGGCAUGAUCAUGGACGUCGCUCGUACGUCCAUGGUCCAUGCGGCUGCCCCCCAUUUUCUGUGGCCGUUUGCGGUUCGGUACGCGGCGCAUCAGAUCAACCUUCACCCCCGGGUCUCCAGGCCGGAGACCUCCCCUGCUUUACUGUGGACGGGGAAGGUUGGCGAUGCGUCUGCGUUCCGUGUCUGGGGAUCUCGGGCGUUUGUCCGCGACUUGUCUGCGGACAAGCUGUCCUCUCGUGCUGUUCCCUGCGUCUUCCUUGGCUUCCCUCCUGACGCGCCAGGCUGGCAGUUCUACCACCCCACCUCGCGCCGUGUUCUGUCCUCCCAGGACGUCACCUUUGACGAGUCGGUUCCCUACUACCGUCUCUUCCCCUACCGCACUGCGUCCCUCCCUCCCCCGCCGCUCUUCCUUACGCCAGGUCCCCCUCCGGUAGACCCCCUCCCCCCUCAGGGUCCUGCUCCCUCAGGUGUGUCCCAGGUAGAUGCAGUCGAGCCUGUCGAGGUAGCUGUUGACUCUGGUGCUGCUGGGGGUGCUGAGCCUGGGGGUGCUGGGUCUGGGGGUGCUGCGACUGGGGGUGCUGAGCUUGGGGGUGCUGAGCCUAGGGGUGCUGAGCCUGGGGGUGCUGCGCCUGGGGGUGCUGAGCCUGGGGGUGCUGCGCCUGGGGGUGCUGAGCCUGGGGGUGCUGUGUCUCGGAGUACGGAGCCUGAGGGUGCUGGGCCUGCUCGUGAGGCGUCUGGUGGUGCUGGGCCUGGCGGUUCUUCGGGUGCUUCGUCCCGGCGGGAGCUACUCUCUCCACAGGAGCUGCGUGAGUGGUUCGCCCGGCGCUGGCGGCGUGCUCCUGGAGCUGGAGCUGCUGCGUCUUCGGGUGGUCCGGCUGGAGCUGGAGCUACUGGGGGUGUUGGCGCUGGAGGUGCUACUGGCGCUGGUGCUGCUGAGGGUGCUAGAGUUGGCGCUGCUGGAGCUGGUGGUGCUACUGGUGCUCCUGGCGUUGGUGCUGCUGGUGCUCCUGGAGCUGGAGCUACUGGGGGUGUUGGCGCUGGAGGUGCUACUGGCGCUGGUGCUGCUGAGGGUGCUGGAGUUGGCGCUGCUGGAGCUGGUGGUGCUACUGGUGCUCCUGGCGUUGGUGCUGCUGGUGCUCCUGGAGCUGGAGCUACUGGGGGUGUUGGCGCUGGAGGUGCUACUGGCGCUGGUGCUGCUGAGGGUGCUGGAGUUCGAGCUGCUGGAGCUGGGGGUACUCCUGGUGCUGGUGCUCCCGUUGGGGGUGCUAGUGCUGUUCCUGCUGGCACUGGUGGCGCUACGCGACCACGGCCGUACUUCGUUCCGCUCCUUGAGCAGGUUCUUGGUCUUCCGUCCUCUCUUGGUCCUGCUCCUCCCUUAGCGUGUCCGCCUCCUGUCCAGACUGAGUCACAGUUACAGCCGGCCUCCCCGCUUCCUUCUCCUUCUCCCUACACUGGUCCUACUAGAGGUCUUGCUGAGCGUCGUGAGCCUGCGUCUCGCCCUGCGUCGCCUGUCCGUGCUGCUCGCACUAGUGGUCGUGGUUCGCGUCAGCGUCCUCCCCCUGUCCCCGGCACGCACCGGAUGUCUCUGCGUCCUUCCACUGCUCCGCUGCGUGCCCCUUUGCCCUCUCCUCCAGCGUCCUCUCUUCCUGAGCUUCCUGACCCUGAGUCGGACUCCCUUCGUGCUGCGCGUCCUACUGUCACACGUCUCCUUGCUACUGUCGUCACUGACCCUUCCUUUGAGUCUACUGCUGCGUCUGCCCUGGUUGCUGAGCUUGUCGACUUUGCUGCCUGUCGUCUAGACUACGCUGCUAGUCUCGUUGCUGAGUCUGAGUCUGUCUGUCCUCCGUCCGUCGGGGGUGAGUGUGCUCUUGGCACGGACGUCCUUGAGGACAGGCAGGAGGAGUUCCAGUGCUUGGCUGCUGCUUCACCUCAUCUCGUGGCCAUGCUACUUGCCCCUGAGGGAGACCCGGAUGCACUAGACAUCCCGACUCCGCGCUCUUACGCGGAGGCGAUAGAGGGUCCCUACUCCUCUCAGUGGCAGGCAGCCAUGGACGCAGAGAUGGCUUCCUGGAAGUCCACAGGCACCUACGUUGACGAGGUUCCCCCUCCUGGGGCGAACAUCGUCAGUGGCAUGUGGAUUUUCAGGGUGAAGCGGCCGCCGGGUUCUCCGCCUGUCUUCAAGGCGCGUUACGUGGCUCGUGGUUUCAGUCAGCGGCAGGGAGUUGACUACUUUCAGACCUUCUCUCCCACCCCGAAGAUGACUACUCUUCGGGUACUGCUGCACAUAGCCGCUCACCGAGACUACGAGCUGCACUCUCUUGACUUCAGCACUGCUUUCUUGCAGGGCAGCCUGCACGAGGAGAUCUGGCUGCGCCGCCCACCUGGCUUCACUGGGACUUUUCCUCCUGGCACCCAGUGGAGCCUCCGGCGGCCAGUCUACGGUCUCCGCCAGGCGCCGCGUGAGUGGCACGACACACUGAGGACUACACUUGCGGCUCUUGGGUUUGCUCCUUCGACUGCUAACCCGUCGCUGUUUCUGCGCACCGACUCUUCCUUGCCGCCGUUCUACAUCCUCGUGUACGUCGACGACUUGGUCUUUGCUACAGCUGACACUGCUGGACUUGCCUACGUGAAGUCCGAGCUGCAGAAGAGACACACGUGCACAGACCUGGGUGAACUACGCAGCUACCUUGGCUUGCAGAUCACCCAGGACAGAGCACAGCGCACCAUUACCCUGACGCAGUCACACAUGGUGCAGCAGGUCCUUCAGCGCUUCGGCUUCACGUACUCCUCGCCUCAGGCCACUCCUCUGUCUACACGUCACUCGCUCUCAGCUCUGCCUUCGGAUGAGUCCGUAGAGUCGAGUGGCCCGUACCCAGAGCUUGUUGGCUGCCUCAUGUACCUGAUGACUUGCACUCGACCUGACCUUGCAUACCCUCUUAGCAUUCUUGCACGCUAUGUUGCUCCUGGGAGACACAGACCAGAGCACAUGGCUGCAGCGAAGAGGGUGUUGCGCUACUUGUGCAGUACGUCGGGCAUGGGGCUUGUGCUUGGAGGGCAGAGUUCAGUGGUCCUCACUGGUCACGCAGACGCUUCUUGGGCUGACGACCAGGCUACGCAGCGGUCGUCACAGGGUUACACCUUCAGCCUUGGUUCCGGCUCUGUUUCGUGGCGGUCUACCCGCUCGUCUUCUGUUCUCGGCUCCAGUUGUGAGGCUGAGAUCUACGCAGGGGCCAUGGCUGCACAGGAGCUACGUUGGCUCACCUACCUGCUGACUGACCUCGGAGAGCCGCCUCGUUCUCCUCCAGUGCUGUACGUAGACAACAAGGCCAUGCUGGCCUUGUGUCGGGAGCACAGACUGGAGCACAGAACGAAGCACAUCGCUCUUCGCUACUUCCUUGCUCGUGAGCUGCAGCAGCGUGGUCAGCUGCGCCUUGCUUACACCCUCCACAUGGACGUGUGGGGCCCAACCCGCGUCGAGGGACAGAGUCGCGAGCGAUACUUUCUGCUGGUUGUCGACGACUACUCGCAUUACACCACGGUCUUCCCCUUGCGCAGCAAGGGUGAGGUCCCUGCUGUCUUGAUCCCUUGGAUCCGCGCUGUACGUCUCCAGCUGCGCGAGCGGUUCCGCACGGACCUUCCCCUCCUACGUCUGCACUCUAAUAAAGGUGUCAUGGAGGUCGCUCGUACCUCCAUGAUCCAUGCGGCUGCUCCCCAUUUUCUGUGGUCGUUUGUGGUCCGGUACUCUGCGCACCAGCUCAACCUCUGGCCCCGUGUCUCCGUGCCGGAGACCUCGCCCACACUGCAUUGGACGGGGGAGGUUGGCGAUGCGUCGCGGUUCCGGGUCUGGGGCUCUCGUGCCUUUGUCCGCGAUACCACCGCGGACAAGCUCUCCUCUCGCGCCAUUCCCUGCGUCUUCCUUGGCUUUCCCCCUGACGCGCAUGGCUGGCAGUUUUACCACCCCACCUCGCGCCGUGUCUUCCCCUCUCAGGACGUCACGUUUGACGAGUCGCCUGUCGAGGUCACUGGUGACUCGGGUGCUGCUAGGGGUGGUACUGCUCAAGCUGCUGCAUCUGGAGGUGCUGAGCCUGUGGGUGCUGAGCCUGGGGGUGCGGAGCCUGGGGGUGCGGAGCCUGGGGGUGCUGAGCCUGGGGGUGCUGAGCCUGGAGGUGCGGAGCCUGGGGGUACUGAGCCUGGGGGUGCUGCUUCUAGGGGUGCUGAGCAUGGUGGUGCGUCUGCUGGUGGUCUUCAGGGUGCCUCGCAGCAGCGGUCUCCCCAGCCUGCGCCCCUCUCACCGCAGCAGUUGCGCGAGUGGUUUGCCAUGCGCACCCGCCUUCGGAGUCACGCUGCUGGAGCUAGGGACACUGGCGCUGCUGGCGCUGGAGCUGCGGGUGCUGGACUUGGAGACGCUGGAGCUGGAGGUGCUGGAGCUGGGGGUACUGGCGCUAGAGGCGCUGGAGCAGGCGACACUGGAGCUGGAGGCGCUGGCGCUGGCGGUGCUGACGCUGGAGGCGCUGGCACUCGUGGCACUGGAGCUGGAGGUACUGGAGCUGGGAGCCCUAGGGCUGGAGGUACUGGCACUGGAGGCGCUGACCCUCGGGGCACUGGAGCUGGAGGUACUGCCGCUAGCGGCGCUGGUGCUGUAGCAAGAGGUACAAGAGCUGGUAGCGCUGGCGCUGGAGCUGGCGCUCCUGGAGCUGGAGGUGCUGGAGGUACUGGAGCUGGAGGUCCUGACGCUGGAGGUGCCAGAGCUGGUGACGCUGGUGCUGGAGCUGAUGCUACUGGAGCUGGAGGAGCUGCCGCUGGCAGCGCUGGAGCUGGCACUACUGCAGCUGGCGGUGCUGGCACUGGAGGUGCUAGAGCUGGAGGCUCUGUGCAGCAGCGAACGUUUUUCGAGCCGUCGCCUCAGCUGUCUGAGCUUCCGCCCGAGUCGGUGCUCCGCCAGCCAGUCUCCCUUACAAAGCGUUGUGAGCCUGCAUUUCGUCCUGUCUCCCCUGUUCGCGCUGUUCGCACCGCUCGUCGUGUCCCGCGUCCGCGUCCUCCUCCUGUGCCAGGCACUCACACUAUGGCACUUCGUCCUUCCUCUGCUCCACAGCGUGUCCCGCUGCCGUCUCCUCCUGCGUCCUCUCUUCCUGAGCUUCCUAACCUUGAAUCUGACCGUAUUCAUGCUGCUAGCCCCACGGUCACGCGUCUCCUGGCCUCUGUUGUCACUCACCCGUCAUUUGAGUCUAUUGCUACGUCUGCCUUAGUUGCUGAGCUUGUGGACUUUGCUGCUGCCUGUCGCCUAGACUACGCCACCAGUCUUGUUGCUGAGUCUGAGUCUGUCUGUCCUCCGUCCGUCGGGGGUGAGUGUGCUCUUGGCACGGACGUCCUUGAGGACAGGCAGGAGGACUUUGACUCUCUUGCGACUGCUGUACCUCAUCUCGUGGCCUGGCUGCUUGCACCUGAGGGAGACCCGGAUGGACUGGACAUCCUGACCCUGUGCUCUUACGCAGAGGCGAUCUCGGGCACCUACGUCGACGAGGUUUCCCCUCCUGGGGCGAACAUAGUCGAUGGCAUGUGGAUUUUCAGGGUGAAGCGGCCGCCGGGUUCUCCGCCUGUCUUCAAGGCUCGUUACGUUGCACGAGGCUUCAGUCAGCGACAAGGAGUUGACUUCUUCCAGACCUUCAACCCCACCCCGAAGAUGACUACUCUUCGGGUGCUGCUGCACGUUGCCGCUCAGCGUGACUACGAGCUUCACUCUCUUGACUUCAGCACAGCCUUCUUACAGGGCAGCCUGCACGAGGAGAUCUGGUUGCGCCGCCCACCUGGUUUCACUGGGUCGUUCCCUCCUGGUACCCAGUGGAGCCUCCAACGGCCAGUCUACGGUCUCCGCCAGGCGCCUCGUGAGUGGCACGACACACUGAGGACGACACUUGCGGCUCUUGGGUUUGCUCCUUCCACAGUUAACCUACCGUCGCUGUUUCUUCGCACCGACACUUCUAUGCCGCUGUUCUACAUCUUCGUGUACGUCGACGACUUGGUCUUUGCCACUGCUGACACUGAGGCACUGGCCCUUGUGAAGUCGGAGCUGUAG
Closterium sp. Yama58-4 is the source of this 6564-nucleotide messenger RNA. NCBI's taxonomy places the organism in Eukaryota, Viridiplantae, Streptophyta, Zygnematophyceae, Desmidiales, Closteriaceae. The record is from the annotation of a GenBank genome assembly.